This is a messenger RNA of Carassius gibelio (silver crucian carp), 8382 nucleotides long. RefSeq names its product SLIT-ROBO Rho GTPase activating protein 3 (gene srgap3). Gene Ontology annotation, biological process: signal transduction; negative regulation of cell migration. Gene Ontology annotation, molecular function: protein binding. NCBI's taxonomy places the organism in Eukaryota, Metazoa, Chordata, Actinopteri, Cypriniformes, Cyprinidae. The record is from RefSeq and is a predicted model, not a curated record. Gene Ontology annotation, cellular component: cytoplasm. Bases 521 to 3805 code for a protein of 1094 amino acids. The transcript has 22 exons.
CAAUAGGAGGAGUCUCAUACGACGCUCGGGCGCUAUUCUGUUCUUUGCUUUGCCGCUGAGAUUCUAAUGCACCGGAGCCCAAUCAAGCUCAGAUAAUGCAAUCUCCCAACUCUUACUUCUAGAGCACGCUGAUCUGAGGACCACACAAACGGCAUGGGCACAGACGCAACGCCGCAUCGUUCAUACCGAAACCUCUUCUUGUAGACGGGAAUUGUAUUUUCUUCAGUCACUUCGGAUGGCAGAUCUUGAGCAAGGAGGAGCAGCCUCUCCCCGAGCCCAGCAGCUCUUCUGAACGCGAGGGAUCGGAUCUGAGAAAGCCCGGGGUGCUUCCAGCUGCUCUUGUGCUUCUUCUUUCCGAAGGGGAAAGUAGCAGGAUUACCAGCAGAUAGAUGUAAAUUGAAGGACACUUCUGAUAGGCACUGGUGAGGAAGAAGGGGGGAAAUCUGCAGACUGUGAGAGUCGGGAGCUCGCGCGCAAGGCUCAAUAUAUCACUGGAUUCUACAUUUAUACCUCAAGAAAAAUGUCAUCUCAUACGAAGAUCAGGAAGGACAAGGAGAUCAUUGCGGAGUAUGAAACGCAAGUGAAAGAGAUCCGUAAUCAGUUGGUGGAGCAGUUCAAGUGCCUGGAACAGCAAUCAGAGGCUCGGAUCCAGCUGUUGCAGGACCUGCAGGAGUUUUUUCGGCGCAAAGCUGAGAUUCAACUGGAGUAUUCUCGCAGUCUGGAGAAACUGGCUGAAAGGUUCUCAUCAAAGAUUCGCGGCCCGAGGAAAGAACAACACCUCCUCUCUUCAGUAAACUGCUGGUAUCUGGUUUUGAACCAGACUCGAAGAGAAAGCAGAGAUCAUGCCACACUUAACGACAUCUAUAUUAAUAAUGUCAUCGUUCGCCUGGCUCAGAUCAGCGAGGACGUCAUCCGGCUCUUCAAAAAGAGUAAAGAAAUUGGCAUUCAGAUGCACGAGGAGCUGGUGAAAGUGACAAACGAGCUGUAUACUGUGAUGAAGACGUAUCACAUGUACCACACGGAGAGCAUCAGUGCAGAAAGCAAACUGAAGGAGGCAGAGAAACAAGAAGAGAAGCAGUUCAGCAAAUCUGGAGACCUCAAUGUCAACCUUCUGCGCCACGACGACCGACCCCAGCGCCGCAGCUCAGUCAGGAAGAUUGAGAAGAUGAAAGAGAAGAGACAAGCAAAGUACUCCGAGAACAAACUGAAAUGCACAAAAGCCCGCAAUGACUAUUUAUUGAACCUGGCAGCCACCAACGCCGUCGUGGCGAAAUAUUACAUCCACGAUGUCUCGGAUAUGAUUGAUUGCUGUGACCUCGGGUAUCACGCUAGCUUGGCACGCACAUUAAGGACCUAUCUGUCUGCUGAGUACAACCUGGAGACCUCUCGCCAUGAGGGUCUGGAUAUCAUUGAGAACGCUGUGGACAACCUGGACCCUCGUAGCGACAAGCACAAGAUCAUGGACAUGUACAAUCAGGUCUUUUGCCCACCCAUGCGCUUUGAGUUUCUGCCGCACAUGGGAGAUGAGGUGUGCCAGGUGAGCGCUCAGCAGCCCGUCCAGACUGAACUUCUGAUGCGUUACCACCAGCUGCAGUCCCGCUUGGCCACACUCAAGAUUGAGAAUGAGGAGGUGCGCAAGACCCUGGAUGCCACCAUGCAGACCUUACAAGACAUGCUGACAGUGGAGGACUUUGAUGUAUCCGAUGCCUUUCAGCACAGCCGAUCCACAGAGUCCAUCAAAUCCGUGGCUUCUGAGAGUUACAUGAGCAAAUUAAACAUUGCUAAGAGACGAGCCAAUCAGCAGGAGACGGAAGUCUUCUACUUCACUAAAUUCAAGGAGUACCUGAACGGCAGUAACCUCAUCAUUAAGCUGCAGGCCAAGCAUGAUCUCCUGAAACAGACUCUGGGGGAAGGAGAAAGAGCUGAAUGUGGAACUACAAGACCCCCAACCCUUCCCCCGAAACCACAGAAAUUGCGGAAACCAAGGCCUCGUUCCAUCUAUAACCAUAAGCUGUUUAAUGGCAAUAUGGAGAGUUUCAUUGAGGACUCAGGUCAACCCAUUCCUCUGGUGGUGGAGAGCUGUAUUCGAUACAUUAAUCUAUAUGGGCUGCAGCAACAAGGCAUAUUCCGAGUUCCUGGAUCUCAAGUGGAAGUCAACGAUAUUAAAAAUUCAUUUGAAAGAGGUGAGGACCCACUGGUUGAUGAUCAGAGCGAUCAUGACAUCAACUCUGUGGCUGGCGUUCUCAAGCUGUAUUUCAGAGGACUGGAGAACCCUAUUUUCCCCAAGGAGCGAUUCCUGGAUUUGAUCUCCACCAUCAAGCUUGAAUCAUCUGCGGAAAGAGCCCACCAUAUCCAGCAGAUCAUCGUCACCCUUCCUCGUACCAUCAUCAUCGUCAUGCGAUACCUGUUCGCUUUUCUAAAUCAUCUGUCCCAGUACAGUGAUGAGAACAUGAUGGACCCAUAUAACCUUGCCAUCUGUUUUGGACCCACUCUGAUGCCCAUCCCGGAUGGUCAGGACCCUGUGGCCUGUCAGGCUCAUGUUAAUGAGGUCAUCAAGACCAUCAUAAUCAACCACGAGGUCAUCUUCCCCAGCCCGCGUGAGCUGGAUGGCCCUGUCUAUGAAAAAUGUAUGACUGGAGGAGAGGAGUACUGUGACAGUCCUCACAGUGAACCAGGCACCAUUGAUGAAGCUGACAACUGCACUGAACCACACACGAGCGAUGAUGAGGUUGAGCAGAUCGAAGCUAUUGCAAAGUUUGAUUACAUGGGUCGGACUCCUCGAGAGUUGUCCUUCAAAAAAGGUGCAUCCCUUUUGCUGUAUCAUCGUGCAUCUGAGGACUGGUGGGAGGGCAGACACAACGGGGUUGAUGGACUCAUACCUCACCAGUAUAUAGUAGUACAAGACUUGGAUGAUGCGUUCUCUGACAGUCUGAGUCAGAAGGCUGACAGCGAGGCCAGCAGUGGACCUUUACUGGACGAUAAAGCUUCAUCCAAAAACGAUCUGCAGUCCCCUUGUGAACCUUCGCCUGAUUACAACUUCAGCGGGGUCAUGGGCCGGGUUAGGUUGCGUUCGGAUGGGUCUGCCAUUCCUCGGCGCCGCAGUGGCAACGACUCUCACAGUCCUGCCCGAGACACACCGCCGCGGGCCGCCGCCUGCCCCAGCAGUCCCCACAAGGUGGCAGUCAGUAGAGGCCACAUAGAGAGUCCAGAGAAGAGACGUUUGGGAACCUUUGGCAGUGCAGGCAGCAUUAACUACCCUGAGAGAAAGGUCUAUCCUGAGGGUCACCCGCUCAGGCCGCUGCCAGGAGCAACAAGACACAGCAGCCUAGGAGACCACAAGUCCUUGGAGGCUGAGGCUUUAGCAGAGGAUAUUGAGAAGACAAUGAACACCGCACUUCAUGAGCUCCGUGAGUUGGAACGCCAAAACACAGCCAAACAAGCUCCUGACGUUGUUCUGGAUACGUUAGAACCGCUCAAGAACCCUGCGAGCUCAGAGCCUCCGAGCCCCUUACACACCAUCAUGAUCCGAGACCCGGACGCGGCCCUGAGACGCAGCAGCAGCUCCAAUACAGAGAUGAUGACCACCUUUAAACCGGCGCUGUCCGCCAGACUGGCUGGAGCCCAGCUCAGACCUCCACCUAUGAGACCUGUGCGACCCCCGCCCACACAGCACCGCUCCAGCAGCUCCAGCUCCUCUGGGGUGGGAAGCCCUGCCGUGACCCCCACAGAGAAGAUCUUUCCAAACAACGCAAGUAAUGCUGCAGCUUCCUCCACCAACUCUGGCGAGAAACCCGGGACCAUGUAGCAGCAGCAGCAGGCCCGUGGUGCGGUGUAGCUACCUGCGCUGCUGAGGGCUAGAUGCUCAUUCCAGGAAGGAAGUUCAGGAGUGCCAUUUCAUUUCUGAAUUAUUUUUUGAGCCUUUGAGAGUUCUAGACAUGUAGCUGAGUUUUGGCCUAGUGGUUAGGCUUGUUGAGCCGGGUUGUGGAUGAUGUGAGUCGAGUCUGGCUCAGGUGAUUUUUCCCAUUCCAUUGCGUUCUUCCCAUCAUUUCCUGCCCUCUCUUUGAAAAAAAAAAAAAAAAAAAUCCUACAAUACAAGGGAAAAAAAGACAAAUCCAGGGUAAAUGUCAUGCUAUUAUAAAAAGAAGGUUGAAUAAAAAGAUCAGUUCCACUUUUUUAUUUUUUAUUAAUUUUAUUUUCAUUAUUAAUUUUACCUCAGAGUUACUAUUAACUUGUCUUCUUUGUCCACAUUUUUAUUUAGAGCAAGAUCAAGCGAGUGGUUUGCAUUUAUUUCUCUCUGCACUGGUUGGCCAGAAGAGUUCUGUUAUUAAUGAAUGCGUAAACUCUCAUUGGAGGACCGUUUUAAAAUUAGUGAUAAGUCCCGCCCUCCAGAACUGGACUGUACAUAUAAUAGAACCAGACGGUCACUCAAAGACUGUCUAACAUGGCCAGCUACCUUUGAGCUUUUGUAAAUAGAGAUAUACUGUACUUGAACUUGUAAUGCCUUUCGUUUGUAGAAUAAGCGAUAUACAUCGAAGUAACAACAUAGCCAAGCUGUAUACAUAUAUGAGAUGCAGAAAACCAAUAUACCAACUAAUUGUAUGAAACCUGUGGUAAAAUGUAGUUUUACUUGUAUAUAAAUUUUGGGUAGAUUUCUUUUUAAAUGUCAAUCUUGUACAGCCGAGGAGAGAACAGGCAGGGAGACUAGAACAGCUUUUAAAAUGUACAACCGAGACGCAAACAAAUAAUCAAUCAAUAGUCUGAGCCAUUAAUAUUAAUAAUAGUUUGGAGAGUGCUCUACUUUUUUCUUCUCUGUGUUUUUUGAAUCACAUCAACUUUCUAAGUUCAUCAUGCCUAAUUUACACAUGUAAAUGCUUCACUCUUAUAAAGUUAUGUGGCCUUAAGGCAUUCCAUUGAGCUCUAUGUUAUUGCAAGAAUCCAUCAUUUACAUAUUUAAAAUAGUACUGCUUUGGACAUGUAUUCCAUAUAUACUCUGUUAACCGUUAUAUCAAUAUUAAUACUUACUACCAGAUGACACACAAGCUACCCAAGUAGAAGGGUAUUUUACACCAAACAUGCCGGGGACUUUUGAUGAAAAUUAGAAAAAAAAGAAAAUAAAAGUAUUAGUUGUCAUAGUAAUAAUAUCAUAACAGAAAAUUCUUAUAGGACUCAUUUUCCAGCUCAAAAUAUAUUGUAAUUUUUUUUUUCUAUUGAUUUUUACCAUGAUCCAUUCAUACUUUUGUGGGAUUCACUCAAAAACUUUUUUAAUUUUUAUUUAAUGCAUUUGUAAAUGCAUACCACACUGUCUCUGACUAUGGACAGAUCCCUCCUCCCGAUCUAAGUGUUCAAUGUGAUAAUAUCAUAACACACAUAAAUUAUAAAUUAUAAAUAUACAAUAAUGCAAAAAUAUCCUAAAAUUACUUUUUUUUUUCUUUCUUUAUUUUUUGGGGACAUACUUUUGUAAGAUUCACCAUAAAGUCUUCUUUUUGUAAGAUAUAGGAUGCCAAUUAAAGCAUCUUUUCUAGUGCAAAGAAUGAUGCAUUUGUAAAUCCAUGCCACACUCCCUGUGAUGAGGUACAGAUCCCUCCUUCACAUUUAAAUAUUCAAUAGCCUAGAGAAACCAGCUCCAACAAGAGAAACUCCACUGCCCCCAAUCUGUCAUAUCAUCUCCGGUUCAUCUUCAGCAUUACCCCUCCUCCGUGAGCUGUGCUUGAAGAGGGAAUACCCAGCCAUGUACAAAAUUUGCCCGACUGACCUAGAUAUCCACUUAAACACGCUGAGCCCAAAGCUUUAAUCUCGUCUUCUUCGCUGAUUAUACCUUUGCGGUUUAACUAGGAAUUUGCCACUUCACGCGUGCCAAUCAUAAUGCUUGUGUAAGGAUAAAAAUAAUUGCAUAAAAAUGGUUCUUCUAAGAAAACAGUACUGUUACAACGCACUAUUUUUAAUCUAGUAAUAUCUCUAGAUUUGCGUUUGAUGUCAUGCUUGAACUGUUACAUGAUCUGUCUCCGUUAGUCUUAUGUUUCUCGUUGGUGCCAUGCUAAUGUACGCUUUCAUUUGGGGCAUAAAAAAAUUUAAAUCUCUUCUGAGACUCCAUGUACUGUUGCUGCCAUCUUGAAUUACUUGGAAAUGCCUGAUAAUUAGCUUCUGUCUGAAUUCCUCAGCUUUGUAGCAGCAUGGGACUGCUGUCCGCAUGUGAGGGAGACUGACUUGCAUGUGCUUCUCUUUAGCAAGCAGCACUGUUUGAAGACUUACAGUGGUGCUUUCCCUAGAUACAAUUCCCAAUGUCCUAAAAUAUGUUAACCUUUUAGCCGAGAGGGAGCGAUUUGAAACCGGGUCUGUAGCUGUGAGGAUUCAGCUCAUCUCAGGAAGUGAUUCUAAUUUUGUUUAUAAAGUCUCUUACCAUACCACUUCCACAUAGGCAUCAUUAAUUUAUCAUAUGCAUAAAGGCUAUUAUUUACUAUUACUAGGGCACAUAUCUAUUUCUGGAGGGUCAUUUGAAUUCAGCCAUGACACUUCUGCAUAAUUACAUCUGGAUGGAUGAGCGUUGAAUUCUGUUUACAGUAAAGAACAUGCAUAAUAUUGCAGUCAUAAUUCAGUGUAUAAAACAGACAGUUUUGGGUCAUUUUUCUGCGAUUUGAAGUAAAACGUGUGCAUACCCAUAAAAAAAAUUGAGAUUUCCAGGUGUCCAAAGUAAUUAAAAUAAUGGCAAUUUCUAUAGUGAAUAAAGGUACUGUAUGAGGGCUUAUGUUUAAUUUACAGUAAAGAAAUUGUGUAGAAUACUGCUAUACAUAACUCCUAAUUCAAUAUAAAUCAGACCGUUUUGGUUCAUUCUUCUGUGAUUUGCAAUAAAGUGUUGCCAAGUUCAUAGAAAAUUAAUUGUUACAGAAUAACAGGAAAACCCAUACCUGUACUUACUAUAGAAACUGAAUACUUUUUAUGACUUUUGAGGCCUGGACAUCUCAAUUGUAUAAUUCUCUGAUAUUUCCGGGCCUCUAAAGUCUUUAAAAAAUUAUUUAAAAUAUCACCAUUUUCCUUAGUAAAUACAAGUAUGAGAUUUCCGUUAUUCUCACUGAAAAAAAUGAAUUGGCUCCAAAUAAAUAUGUAAAUUAAAAAUGUAAAAUGAAAUGUUUUCUUUAUUUUUUUAUUGUUAAUAAUAAUAAUAAUAAUAAUAAUAGUCCUCAAAAAUACAAAGAUAAAUUUUUAUCCAGUAAUCAAUUCUGACAAAAAGGUCAUGGAAAUGUAUUAAUAAAAGUGUGAGAGCCCUUGCAUUACCAGUUCAGUCUUGUUUAGUGUGGAUUUACCAGAUAAACAUUCUUCACAUAUCUGGACUAAGACAAAUACUGCCCUCUGGUGGCCUUAAAUGGCCUGUCCCUGCUCCCUCUGUUGGUCAGUGCUGGUAGAGAGAAUAAAAACAGUUGGCAGACAUGAAGCUGUCUGUUACAAAUGUAACCACAUUUCUUACUGUUUCUCAUAUGUUCUAUCUUGUCUGAGUGUCAUUCUUUAACUCUAGCUUGCACUAGCAGCCAUGCACCAAAGGAUCACGUAAAUCAGUGUACGUUGAGACACCCACAACCAUACACUGUCUUUACUCAUGUUGUAAUCAUGCCUUUGAGUGUCAUGAGUUUCAUGCAUUUGAAUACUUGAGUAUCAGACUUCUGCUCUGGAAAGUCAGCUCAUUACGUUCUCAUAUAUCUGUUGUACAGCUCAUCUAGAGCAUACUGUAUAGUAGCGCUCAUGUAACGAGCCAGUGUUUGAUAAUAAAUGAUAUCAAGUUUACAGAAACUGCCAUCCAUAACAUACUAAAAUAGUCGUGGCUGUGUCACUCAUCUCCGUCUAUCUCUCCUCUGCCAGUGAACUCAAGGUUGUGCUGUGAAAAGCGUAUACUUUUGCUGUUAAGUUAAAUCUUCUACCCAAGCUAAUGCAUUGCAGUAUUUAAGGCCGUGUUGGUCUGAUAAUAGGAUGUUGUAUGGUACUUGCACGAUUACUAAGGCACUUGGUGCAUCCCUGUACUUAAUAGACUGUAUGUGAUGUUACUGAAGUAUGUUUUGGGAAUGUAUGCUACAUUGGGCGUGUAUUGUACGUAUGCCACAGUGGGUGUUUAUUGUAUGUAUGCUAAGAUAACAGAAAAUAUAGGCUUUCUCCUUCUCUGGACACUGUGUUCCACAGGACAAAAGUGCCGUCUGUCUGUAGUAGUGGGUUGUGAAAACUGUCGUUUGGGUUUUUUCCUCCUCUAAACACUUUGUCUAGUGAUGCUGUUCUCAAAUGAGUGUUUGAAUGGUUGGAUUUACCCCCCAACCCUCCCUGUGAUGUUACCCUUCACCCUCCCACUGUUUGGAUGUGAACCAUUCUUAAGUCCAAAUAAAUACACUUUUUCUUUUGACCUUA